Messenger RNA from Monopterus albus (swamp eel), 3783 nucleotides. It is a transcript of the gene raly, whose product is annotated as RALY heterogeneous nuclear ribonucleoprotein. NCBI's taxonomy places the organism in Eukaryota, Metazoa, Chordata, Actinopteri, Synbranchiformes, Synbranchidae. Gene Ontology annotation, cellular component: nucleus. Bases 186 to 1346 code for a protein of 386 amino acids. The transcript is spliced from 10 exons. Gene Ontology annotation, molecular function: RNA binding. The record is from RefSeq and is a predicted model, not a curated record.
GUGAGGGGACUGAUCCCUCAGGAGCACAUUUGGCUGUUUCCAGUGUAGGCCUACAAUAAGUUAGUAGGUUAGGUAACUUUAGAGUAGGAUGACUUGUGGCGAAGUACACGCAGCUGGUUUUACUAUAUAUACACAGUAGUAUACAUGUAGGCUAUCAGGUUGACUGUGCAGGUGCCAAAAUACACAUGGAGCUCCCAGCAGCUGUUCUACUGGCCGGGCAUCCCCUCCCUGCCAGCGCGCAGUGGUUCGCUCCAGUCGGCGUUCUGCUGUUGUUUAUCACCGCCCCGCUGCCCGGCGCGCAGUCGGAGCUUCAGCCCGGUUACCGAGCGCACACUGAGCAUCACCGCCUGCCCGCUGCCGUUUCUCCUCCUCACGCUCCAGCCUCUUUUAGCGUUUUUACCUCCUGCUUUGAUCCAUCCAGUACCUCCCUCCCAGUCAUCCAUUUGUCAGCCGCUUCCUUCGCCCGUCUCUCCAGCAUGUCGCUGAAGGUCCAGACCAGUAAUGUGACCAACAAGACAGACCCAAAGUCUAUCAACUCCAGGGUGUUCAUCGGCAACCUGAAUACAGCCGUGGUGAAGAAGUCAGAUGUGGAGAGCAUCUUCUCCAAAUACGGCCGGGUGCUGGGCUGCUCUGUGCACAAGGGCUAUGCCUUCGUCCAGUACGCCAGUGAAAGGCACGCCAGGGGGGCAGUGAUCGGAGAGAACGGCAGGGUGUUGGCUGGUCAAACGCUGGAUAUCAACAUGGCAGGGGAGCCGAAGCCCAACAGACCCAAAGGCCUGAAGCGCUCAGCAGCGUCUCUCUACAGUGGCUAUGAGUUUGACUAUGACUACUACAGAGAAGACUUCUAUGACAGGUUGUUUGAGUACCGUGGCAGGGUGUCCUCAGUCCCCCGGGUGGUGCCGGUCAAACGCCCGCGGGUGGCGGUGCCUCUGGUACGACGGGUCAAAUCCUUGCCAGUCAAACUGCUGGCGCGUAACGCCUCCGUCCUCCCCGCCAGCAACGGAAACAAACAGAGAUCAGUCAGAGGUACAGAGCUGCAGACAAUCAAGUCAGAGCUGACUCAGAUAAAAGCCAACAUUGAAGCGUUGCUGGGCAGACUGGAGGAGAUCACAGAAGACACACACAUCACCAACACAGAGCUGAGGAAGGCGGAAGAGUGUAAAAGCGAGGAGGCGUGGCAGGAAGGAGAGGAGUCGAGUUCAGAGCUGGAGGAUGAGGUGGAGCAAAGACAGAACAGUGAAGCUGAAGAGGAGGAAGAGGAGGAAGGAGAGCACACACAGGAUGACGUCCAUGACUGCAUGGAAAACAGUCGCCUAUCAUCAGAGAGGGACUCCAUUCAUCCAUGAGAGGUAGCGUGGACCAUGGGGGAAGAGACGGACAGAGAGAGGGAGACGUGGACAGAAAGAGAACUAGAUAACAGCACAGGAAGCCCAUCAAACAGCAGGGAGCCAGACACGCACACACACACACACAAUACAAACACACAGCAGAGAGACAGACUUGACACUUUGUCAGAGCCGCAGGCAGAUACUAAAUCAGCAGGGCACUGCCAGAACACAUCAUAAACUGAUGAGUUAUACACAUUAACACACACACAAGGGAGAAAAACCACAAAAUGAUGGAGACAGACUCGCUGCUGCGCCAGAACCACAGGGAGAUAGUUAAACAGUAGGGUGCUGUCAAAAGGCAUCUUAAACUAGUGGAUUUUACACACACACAGUCCUGUUUCCAUCACUUCAGAGGAUGUUACACUGACUAUGUUCAUUUUGUGGAGACUUACACUAAGCUUAAACCAAAUCUUCAGUCCACUUUUACAUUUCCCUUUCAGCCCUGCUUCUUUAAUCAUUCAUCUGCCACUUUUACGUUGUUUCGAUCUCUAUCCUCUUUUUCCUUUUUAGUCUUUUCAACUUUCUUUCACUUCCUGUCUUCUCUUUUUCAUUCUGUACAGUCCUUUUCCCACUGCUCACAAAACCCAUGUAAACUCGCGGCACCUCGGCUUUUGACGGCAGUGGGGAUGUAACAAGUGGGACAAAUGACUCUGCAAUCGACACGGGUCGUUAUCCGCUUUGCCUCAGCACAGCUCAGCUUGGAAACACGGGAAAACCAAACUCGACUAAACCCGCAAACAUGCACAAUGAUGUGCACAUCAUUAUCAGCAUCUCAGCCAUAGAUUCCAUCUGUUUUCAUUCAAUCAGUGCUCUAACACGGUUCAGUCUACACCAAGUGUCUAUACUUUGGAAGAUUAACAAAAUUAAAUAUGUAGAAUACCGGCGCACGUAUUUGACAUCACCAACAUGAUGAUGUCAAAUAUGACUUACCAGAGGGGGAAAACAAACUCGUCUGCUAGAGGACCAAGCCAGGUCGGUUGGCAGUGAGAAAGCCGUCAGAAGCCAGUUAAAGGCCGGUUUAGCCGGGUAUAAAAUAAAAAAAAAACAGUCAUGUAUACACAGUACUUUUGAUAGGAGCGCGGUAUAACGUUCUGUUUUGUGCCUCCUCCCCUCUCCCCUUACUUUAAAUGUGGCACAAGGUGAAGAGAAAGAAAUCACAAUGUUCCUUUGUUUUAAAAAGAAACCUCGUCCACAAACACUGUUGGAAAAAAAACUGGACCCACAUGAAAAUUCAAAAACAUGCCAUUAGAAGUACGUCAAGCCAACAGCCAGUGAAAUAAUCGUAACUGUUCAGACAUGGCUGUUAAUAGGAAGCUUAAAAAUAGUUAUUAUUGGACCCACUGGCACGGGAGUCUGUGGAACAGAUCAAUGUGGGAGCAUUGCCGAGUGUAGCGGUGACCACAUAAUGCAUUCUGAUGCCUCGGUUCCCCAGCGUAGCGGCCAAGUAACUGUAACUGUAAGCACAUUAAAAGCCUGUUACACCCAUCACCAGUUUAGCUUUAUGUGCCACUGCACAAUGUUGCCUGAUAAACGUAAAUAACGACACACACGCUCAUGUCACAAGCCCAAAACUCUGUUUUCCCAAUCCACACCUUUCAAAAUAUUUUCCAAAAGCUCAGUUUUCAGCAACCUAAAACACCGUAUGGACAAAAGGCCAAAAGGUUUUUAAAGAUACCCAUGUAGGUGUGGAGAGAGGGUCUUACACACACCUUGAUGAACAUUGUGCGUCCUCUGGAUCUUCUGUCUUCAGCCAUAUUCUACGGUGGCCCUGAGAGCUCAGUGCAGAUGCAACUAGACAAAACCCAAGCAAAUCAAAAGAACUUCACCAAUUUGACAACACAGAGGCAGCAUUUAGAAAAACACUGCUACUGCAACAUGAGAAAAUACACCCGAACUCAGAGACAUGCUGUAAAUACACAACACAACCAAAUACAGAAAUGCUACAGAAAGCACAAAAACAGCUCAAGUGUUUUUCUAUUUGGCCGUGUUUUCUCACAUUUUCUGAACCUGCGGUGCGCUGAGCGCUCAGGGCCACCGUCAAACUACUCACCACUGUUUUUCACCUUUACCUGUGACAGAAUGGGAACUUUUCAUUUUCUGUUGAUAAUUCAUGUGCUCACUUCACAACUGGUUUGUAAAUUCUGGUCUAUUCCUAAAUUUCCUGGAAGGAAACGUAUGAUUUGAUACUAAUUAUCGGUCAAAUUAGUGCGUGAUCAGUCGGUACACUUCCAGAUAUUUCUAGAUGGACAGAAGGUGAACUACACAUGCAAAAAUGUUAAAUUUAUCUACAAGCAUCCAAUUCAGCAUAAAUGAAAAGUCCAAUUAAAUAUUAAUUGGGGUUUUUACACAGUAACUUCUUAAUGGAAAUUUAUCUGGAAGCCAAUAAUAAAUAACU